This is a messenger RNA of Peromyscus maniculatus bairdii (prairie deer mouse), 1698 nucleotides long. The record is from RefSeq and is a predicted model, not a curated record. Lineage: Eukaryota; Metazoa; Chordata; Mammalia; Rodentia; Cricetidae.
UUGUACUUUUGACCAUCUCCGGCAUUGCGGCAUUCUAUGGUUAAUCUGUUGCUACCAGAUGGCUCUUCAAACAUCCUGACAUUGUCCUGGGACCUAUGUCAGCAGCUCUGAGAAUUCUGAAACUCGAGCCUGUUUCAAGCUGGGGUGAGGGGCUUACUUGAAAUGGGGGCGCUUUGGUUCUUCACUACCCCACCCCGUGCCAGAGGAAAAGCUGUACUCAAGAAAGCAAGCAGAGGAGGAGACAGAGACAGGGUGCACGGAGUGUUGGUGACUGAGGAGAGCGGUUCUGGACCCCGUAAGAGGUUGGCAUUAUACACAGCCUAGUUGAGCUGAUUUGAAUAAAUGAAUGAAAUCUGCAUGGGCACGGAACUGGAAUUGACGGUGCCCCGGCUAAGGACAAUGACUGUAAAGAAUAUCCCUUGUUACACGAGAUGAAUAGGAGGAGCCUUGGGAUGCUUCCUCGGUCUUCCAGUAGGGUCUGGCAGGACGCCAAGCCAGGGGCUCAGGAAGGCACGAUCGUUUCCAUCCUAUCCCAGCCUUUGUCUUGGCUAAUGAUUCCCUUCACACACACACACACACACACACACACACACACACACACACACACACACAGCUGUCUUACCUUGCUGUGGCAAGGUGACUGGUUCAGAUGAGUUCUUCUCUCUCCAGCGUGUGAAACCUGUGGGGGUCUCACAGCACGUCCCCUUCAGGACACCACUGUAGCAGAAGUUGCUCUGGUCCCACCCGGUCCUGUAGCUGCUCAUGAAAUAAUCACUCAGAGGCUUAUAUUAAUUACCAACUGUAUGGCCUAUGGCAGACUUCUUACUAGCUAGCUCUUUCAUAUUAACCCAUUUCUGGCGCCUUAUCUCAGCUGGUCUGCCCGAGACCCCCUGAGCACGAACCCUAGUCCCCCGAGCGGCCCCAUUUCCACUCCGACAAGAUGAAAGAAACGAUCAUGAACCAGGAGAAGCUGGCCAAACUUCAGGCCCAAGUGCACAUUGGUGGAAAAGGAACUGCUCGCAGAAAGAAGAAGGUGGUUCACAGAACAGCCACAGCAGAUGGUAAAAAACUGCAGUUCUCCUUAAAGAAGUCAGGAGUGAACGAUAUCUCUGGUAUUGAAGAGGUGAACAUGUUUACAAACCAAGGAACAGUGAUCCGUUUUAACAACCCUAAAGUUCAGGCGUCUCUGGCGGCAAACACCUUCACCCUUACAGGCCACGCUGAGACAAAGCAGCUGACAGAAAUGCUUCCCAGCAUCCUCAACCAGCUCGGAGCGGACAGUCUGACUAGUUUAAGGAGACUGGCUGAAGCUCUGGCCAAACAAUCUGCGGAUGGAAAAGCACCACUUGCUACUGGAGAGGAGGAGGAUGAUGAUGAUGAAGUCCCAGAUCUGGUGGAGGAUUUUGAUGAGGCUUCUAAGAACGAGGCAAACUAAACUGACGCGACUUCUGAAGACGGUGGCACCUGCAGAAGUUACAGGAGCUGCUAUUUUAUAUCAUGGCUGCUUUUUAAAAUUCUUUUGUUUAUGGAUCUGAUAAAAUCUAGAUCGCUAAUAUUUUUAAGCCCGAGCCCCUUGGACACCGCAGCUCUUUCAGUUUUUGCUUAAAACACAAUUCAUUCUUUGCAGCAAAUUAAGCUGAAGAAGCCUGGGAAUAAAGUUUGGAAAAGGGUUAAUAAAAUUCUUUGCCUAGUAAAAAA